Messenger RNA from Zasmidium cellare ATCC 36951, 903 nucleotides. RefSeq lists its product as uncharacterized. The coding region runs from base 1 to 903 and encodes 300 amino acids. The transcript has 2 exons. The record is from RefSeq and is a predicted model, not a curated record. Lineage: Eukaryota; Fungi; Ascomycota; Dothideomycetes; Mycosphaerellales; Mycosphaerellaceae.
AUGGCUGAGCACGAAACAUCGCUCUCCAAAAGAAACGGCACGGACGAAGCGGAGUUGGGCGAAAACAGGAUGCACGAGGUCAAAAUAAGGUUGAGCGCGGCUGGCAUCCUGGACCCACCCCAGCCUGUCAUGCCAGAUGCGGAACGCUGCCCAAAUUUAGUCCCAAACAACACCGAUCUACCGGGACGAUGCCUGCCACAAACUUCCAACUGCCUCUUCCGUUCCUCAUCCUUCAAGCACAGUACGGCCACUAUCAGCGGCCCCAUCAUGAAUACCAAUUACUCCGUCGCCUGCGCCCAUAUACCGGUUGAGCAAAAGUCCGACUGUUCAAUUCGCUCCAAGAAGUCCGUUCGCAGCGUCGUCAUCCAGCCAGCUCGCAAGGCUCUUGUACGAAUCUACCACGCCUUGCUGACGGGACUUGUCAACUCUGCGCCAAUGCCGUUGCCAUCGGGCGGCGAAAUCGCCAAUGGGUCGGCAAUGUCGACCUCUCGACCGUCAGCGGACAGCAUGUCGCCAUCGGAGGCCAUCCACCCAGCCUUCCGCAAGAGACAGAGCAAUGAAUGGAGCGACGACGACCUGAAGGCUCAACAUCGCCUUGCGCGCUUCUUUCCCCAAUACGAUCCCGCGAUGGAUGGUUACAAGAGCCUUCCAUCCGAAGUGGCCGUCAAGCUGGCUGAAGUCGACAAGCGCUUCUCGAUGGAGAGUCAGCGGAGUGCUGAAGAACGACGAAGCUUUGACUUGAAUGCGGAGAGACUCGACAUCUCCGAGAUAUUCAAGCAGAAGAGGCGGGACUCUGGACUUUCGAUUGAUACUGUGGAGGAAGUUCAAGUCGCAAAGGCUGUGCCAUUGCGACGGGCUGUGAGGAAGAGCUUCUAUCCUCCGCCGAGGCCGAUCUCGAAGUAG